Messenger RNA from Chlorocebus sabaeus (green monkey), 768 nucleotides. RefSeq names its product late cornified envelope 3B (gene LCE3B). NCBI's taxonomy places the organism in Eukaryota, Metazoa, Chordata, Mammalia, Primates, Cercopithecidae. Gene Ontology annotation, biological process: epidermis development. The record is from RefSeq and is a predicted model, not a curated record.
UAGAAGACACCAGUAUUCUUUUCUGGAAGAGGGAAAAGUGGAAGGAAACGUCUUACCAGGCCAGUUUUACUUGAGAUGAGUUUCUGUUUUUAUUCGUGAAGUGUAUAUCUCAGGAAGCAACUGGUCUUAGGACUUCAUAAAACCAUUUGUAGAGGAGGCACUAGCCUGGAGCUUUUGUGUUGAGCUUUUCCUUUUAUCUCUCCAGGCUCUCACCUCCUGCCAAGAUGUCCUGCCAGCAGAACCAGCAGCAGUGCCCGCCUCCACCCAAGUGCCCCUCACCCAAAUGCCCCCCAAAGAGUUCAGCACAGUGUCUGCCUCCAGCCUCCUCCUGCUGUGCUCCAAGCCCUGGGGGCUGCGGUGGCCCCAGCUCUGAGGGCGGCUGCUGCCUGAGCCACCACAGGCACGGCAGGUCCCACCGAUGCCGGCGCCAGAGCUCCAACUCCUGUGACAGGGGCAGUGGUCAGCAAGAUGGUGCCUCCAGCUGUGGCUAUGGCUCUGGAGGCUGCUGCUGACCUAAUUCCUGAUGUGGAGACAAGUGACUUUAGAGGAAACAAGUAUCUCAAGGACCAAGGAAAAGCCCUAACUUGACAGAUCCUUUCUUAGACAUCCUAAUUAAUCAUUCAUUUAUGGGGAAGGAUGCUUUUUCCAAAAGGCUCCACCCAUGUGUUUUCCAAGACUGUGGAAGCCUCCUUUACUCCUGACAAUGUUAUCACUUGUGUCUGAUUAUAGAGAGAAAUAAAGCUUCUGAACAGCACCUGCAUCUCACUU